This is a messenger RNA of Penicillium hordei, 3156 nucleotides long. Its product is annotated as CWF11/aquarius family DEAD/DEAH box RNA helicase. The transcript is spliced from 2 exons. Gene Ontology annotation, molecular function: helicase activity; mRNA binding. Gene Ontology annotation, cellular component: catalytic step 2 spliceosome. NCBI's taxonomy places the organism in Eukaryota, Fungi, Ascomycota, Eurotiomycetes, Eurotiales, Aspergillaceae. Bases 1 to 3156 code for a protein of 1051 amino acids. The record is from RefSeq and is a predicted model, not a curated record.
AUGGGGUCAAUUGCGCAGCGAGAGGAUCUAGAGGGACAGCUAUCUUCUCUAGACGAGUCGGAACUCCAGAGCCUUUGCUCUCACCUAGGAUUCCGCACAAGCUACCCAAAAUCUUCGCACGUCACCCCAGACCGUCAGUUCUACCUGGAGGUCUUGGCAUCUUCUUAUGAACGCAAGGUGCCCUUCCAAGAAGUUGUCGAGAAGUUGAGUCCACUUCCGACAGAAGAAACCCUCUAUGACCCGGCUUUGCUGAGGAAUGAGACAUACGACGGAUCGAGGCCUCUGGCAAUCCCAAAGUUGAAUCUCCAGUAUCUGAGUCUCGGAGAUUUCCUUUGGCGCUCCUUCCUUCUCUACCGAUCCGAAGCAUUCUUCCAAAUCCGCAAGGACAUGGAGUCCCUCGUUAAACGCAUGCAGCCAAAGGCAACGCGCGAUGGAACCUUGAACUUUGAAGGUUUCUCUCGAAUGGCCAUUCCAAUUUCAAAGCCUGCUAUCAUUGAUGUUGCACCACCAAGGGUCGGGGCAGCAACCCCGGCCUUUGUUCGAGCGGAGAUCGCGAUAGAAGUGGGAAGACUUGCAGAUAAUGUUAGGAGAGAAUGGGAUUCACUCCGUCCCGAUGACGUUGUCUAUCUUUUGGCGGUCCAGUCCAGCUCGUCACAGUCGGAACAAGGUGCAUCUGAAGCCGCUCGGAUGACCCAUCUUCGAACGGCCGAGAUCGUACAGGUACUUGACGAGCAAGGCCGCGCAUUGCGACAAUCUACUGGCCAGGCAAAUGGCUCUCAACCCAGAGCACGAUUGAGGAGAUUGAUCGUAAACUUGGACGCGGCUGCAUUCAAAGCCGACAAGGACCAGCAGGCCCACGGCAAACCGGACAUUUACCCCCUCAUCAACGUGGUUGCACGGAGAAAGGGCAGGGAAAAUAACUUCAAGUCAAUUCUGCAGACGAUGCAAAAGCUUAUCGUUUCUGAUAUGACGCUUCCUUCUUGGCUCCAGGAUAUCUUCCUGGGCUAUGGAGAUCCCGCUAGUGCUCGAUACACGCAACUGCCAAACAGACUUAGCACUGUCGACUUCCGAGACACACUUUUGGAUUGGUCGCAUUUGGUGGAAAGCUUCCCGGGCAUUGAACCGUCGGGGGCUGAGAAUGCCAGCUUUGGUCCGCCCUACGUGCUUGAAUAUGUUAACCAAGAGUCUGCAGCAGAGCCUCACGCGCCGAAGAGGCGACGCCGAGAACAAGCCGCCGAGACAGAGCUGGUGCCUAGCAAUAUGCGUGUUUCCACAUAUAAGCCACCAAACCCUGGUCCCUACCCUGUCGACACUCCAAAAUUGAACAAGAUCCGAUUCACCCCGGCCCAAGUGGAAGCCAUCGCAUCUGGAACACAGCCUGGGCUCACCGUCAUCGUGGGACCGCCUGGUACUGGAAAGACCGAUGUCACCACCCAAAUCAUUAACAACAUUUACCAUAACUUCCCCGAUGAACGAACACUACUCAUUGCACACAGCAACCAAGCCCUCAAUCAAUUAUUCCAGAAAAUUAUUGCUCUUGAUAUUGAUGAACGGCACUUGUUGCGUCUGGGCCACGGCGAGGAAGAAUUGGACACUGAUUCCAACUACAGCAAGUAUGGUCGAGUCGAAUCCUUCCUUGACAACCGCAACCAUUACCUGUCAGAAGUGAUGCGCUUGGCAGCAUCAAUUGGGGUCGAGGGUGCGCAUGGAAAUUCAUGCGAGACUGCAGGCUACUUCAAUACAGUUUACGUGCAGCCAACAUGGGCCAAAUUCUGGGAUCGAGCCAAUGCCGAAGGAACAUCAAAUGAAGAUAUUAUCGCAUCCUUCCCGUUCCAAUCAUACUUUGCAAAUGCUCCCCAGCCCCUAUUCGAAGCUGUAGCCGCGAAGGAGGCAAUUAUCGACACUGCUGCAGGCUGCGAACGUCACAUCGCUCGAAUUUUCUCCGAGUUGGAGGACAUCCGGCCAUUCGAGAUCUUGAGACAACCUCGCGAUAAAGCGAACUAUCUCCUCGUAAAGGAGGCACGAAUCAUCGCGAUGACCUCGACCCACGCAGCUAUGCGUCGGCAAGAAAUUGCCGAUCUAGGCUUCCACUACGACAAUGUGGUCAUGGAAGAAGCGGCGCAGAUUACUGAAGUUGAGAGUUUCAUCCCCAACGCUCUGCAAAACAUGAAGAACGGCGAGCUUCCGCUCAAGCGUGUUGUUCUCUGUGGUGAUCACCACCAGAACUCGCCCAUCAUUCAAAACAUGGCUUUCCGUCAAUAUGCUCACUUCGAGCAAAGUCUCUUCUUGCGACUGGCGCGGUUGGGUGUCCCAGUAAUCAACUUGGAUAAGCAGGGACGCGCACGACCUAGCAUUGCAGAGCUCUUCCGCUGGCGGUACAAGCAACUCGGAGAUCUUCCGGUGGUCGAAACUGCCCCUGAGUACCAGCAGGCCAACGCCGGGUUCCAGUUCGACUACCAGUUCAUCAAUGUCCCCGACUACCAGGGUUCUGGAGAGCGAGAGCCGACACCUCACUUUAUCCAGAAUUUGGGUGAAGCCGAGUACGCAGUGGCCAUGUAUCAGUACAUGCGACUCUUGGGCUAUCCUGCUUCUAAAAUCUCGAUCUUAGCCACAUAUGCUGGGCAGACGGCUUUGAUCCGGGAUGUAUUGAGUCACCGCUGUGGAAAGAACCCCAUGUUUGGAAUGCCCAAGAUUGUGACGACAGUGGAUCGCUACCAGGGAGAGCAGAAUGAUUACGUGAUCCUUUCUCUCACCAGAACUCGUAGCGUCGGAUACCUGCGCGAUGUUCGCCGUCUGACCGUCGCUCUCUCCCGCGCACGACUAGGUCUGUAUAUCCUCGGCCGACGAGAAGUCUUCGAAUCGUGCUACGAACUCAAGCCCGCAUUUGACCUUCUUCUGCAACGACCGGAUAAGCUCAUGCUCGCGCCUGGCGAGAUGUUCCCGUCGUCGCGGGAAGCCAGCGCCGCUAUUGAGGGCACACCGAUGGAAAGUGUCGAGCACCUUGGACAGUACGUGUUUGAGAUGACGCAGGCCAAAGUCAAGGCUAUGGAUGAUGGAGAUAUCACCAUUGAGGAUGCGGCGCCGGCUGGCGAAGAUGAAUAUUUGGAUGAGGAUGAGGCUAUGGGAGCUGCUGAUGGGGAUGAAGAUAUUGUAUGA